Molecule: messenger RNA, 3822 nt
Organism: Penicillium cataractarum
Lineage: Eukaryota; Fungi; Ascomycota; Eurotiomycetes; Eurotiales; Aspergillaceae
Gene: ncr1
Product: sphingolipid transporter NCR1
Exons: 3
Coding region: 1-3822 (1273 amino acids)
Cellular component (GO): membrane
Source: RefSeq, a predicted model, not a curated record
AUGCGCCAAUUGGGGGUUGUGGGAGCGCUCGUGGGGUUGGGCUUCCUUGCCUCACAGCCGGCACUGGUCGGCGCGCAGGGCGAGACCAAGAUCCAUGAGAAGGGCCGCUGUGCGAUCCGUGGACACUGUGGGAAGCAAUCGAUCUUUGGCGGCGAGUUGCCUUGCCCUGAUAAUGGACGGGCUCAUGAACCGGAGGACGACGUAAGGCAGAAGCUGGUCGGGCUGUGCGGACCCAAAUGGGAGGAAGGCCCCGUUUGCUGUCUCGAUGAGCAGAUCGACGCACUCUCGAGUAACUUGAAGCUGGCUGAGGGUAUCAUUGCGUCCUGUCCAGCCUGCCGCCACAACUUCUUCGACAUCUUUUGUACUUUCACCUGCUCACCGGAUCAGUCUCUUUUCGUCAAUGUCACUAAAACCGAAGAGAAUCGCGCGGGCAAGAGACUCGUGACCGAGCUGGAGAACAUAUGGUCCGAGGAGUACCAGAGUGGAUUCUUUGACAGUUGCAAGAGCGUGAAGAAUGGUGCCUCCGGCGGGAAGGCCAUCGACUUUAUCGGUGGCGGAGCGAAGAAUUACUCACAGUUCUUGAAGUUCCUUGGGGACAAAAAGUUCCUUGGGAGUCCAUUCCAAAUCAACUAUCGCACUGAGCCCAGCGGCCCCGACCCCAAGGGCAUGAAAGCGUUGUCUAUGAAGCCCAAGGCUUGCAAUGACGCCGACAAGGCCUAUCGUUGCUCUUGCGUUGACUGUCCCGAUGUUUGCCCCGAGUUGCCUGCCGUAUCUACUCAUGCCGCGUGCCAUGUAGGACUCUUGCCAUGUCUCUCAUUUGCGGUCAUCGUCAUCUACUCUGCAUUCCUAACCCUCAUUAUGGGACUCGCAAGCUAUGUUACAUAUAAGGAACGUCGAUUCCGCAAGCCUGAGCGUGUGCGAUUGCUUCAGGACCCCACUCCCAGUGAUGAUGAAGAUGAAGGGGAGCUUGUGCACCGCGGAGGCUACAUGGAAUCUCCCCAAGGCGUGUACAAGCCAAACUCCCUUUUAUCUGCUCUGUUCCGCCGUAUUGGUGGGGCUUGUGCUCGUUUCCCGGCCAUUACGAUCGUCUCUAGCUUCAUUGUGGUGGUGUUACUUAGCCUGGGGUGGCUUCGGUUUACCAUUGAAACGGAUCCAGUGCGUCUCUGGGUAAGCCCGUCUUCCCCAGCUGCUCAGGAAAAGGCGUUCUUUGACGAAAGCUUUGGACCAUUCUACCGAGCCGAGCAAGCCUUCCUGGUAAAUGAAAGCGGACCCGUCCUGGACUAUGACACCCUUGUAUGGUGGUUUGACGUUGAGUCUCGUGUGCGACGCAUGAUUUCGCUGGACAAGGGCCUCAACUUGGACGAUGUCUGCUUCAAACCGACGGGUGAUGCUUGUGUGGUACAAUCGUUAACUGGAUACUUUGGGGGCUCUAUCUCCAAUCUUGACCCCGACACAUGGCAAGAUCGGCUUCGUCACUGUACCGAAUCUCCGGGUGACCCUAGCUGCCUCCCUGACUUCCAACAGCCGCUGAAGCCGGAGAUGAUCUUCGGUGGAUACGAAAGCACUGGAGACGUCCUGGAUUCCAAGGCACUAGUCGUCACGUGGGUCGUGAAUAACUUUCCCCAAGGAACUACUGGUGAAGAGAAUGCUAUCGACUGGGAGAAUAGCUUUAGAGGCAUCUUCAAUGUUGUCCAGGAAGAAGCUGCUGAGCGUGGUCUCCGCGUUUCCUUCAACGCCGAGGUCAGUCUUGAGCAAGAGCUGAACAAGUCCACCAACACGGAUGCGAAGAUCGUGGUCAUCAGCUACGUGAUCAUGUUCGUCUAUGCUUCUCUGGCUUUGGGGUCCGUCACCGUCACCUGGCGGUCUCUCUUAAUGAAUCCCGCCAAUGCCCUUGUGCAGUCCAAGUUCACCCUUGGAAUCGCUGGUAUUUUGAUCGUGUUGAUGUCUGUGUCUGCUUCGGUGGGGCUGUUCUCAGCAGCCGGCGUCAAAGUGACUUUGAUCAUUGCCGAAGUCAUUCCGUUCUUGGUUCUGGCAGUGGGUGUUGACAACAUCUUCUUGAUCGUCCAUGAGUUUGAGCGUGUCAACUUCAGUCAUCCGGACGAAGAGAUUGAUCAGAGAGUUGCUCGUGCCGUCGGCAGAAUUGGACCCAGUGUUUUCCUCUCUGCCCUGACGGAAACUGUGGCAUUCUCUUUGGGCGCCUUUGUAGGAAUGCCCGCCGUCAAGAACUUUGCUGCGUACGCCGCAGGUGCCGUCUUCAUCAACGCCAUUCUACAGGUCACCAUGUUCAUCUCUGUACUAGCUCUUAACCAGCGACGCGUAGAAAGUCUUCGCGCAGACUGCUUCCCAUGCCUUACCGUGCGGAAGGCGAACUCCUUUGGCUUGCCCGAGGAACAGAUUUACGAUGACCACGAAGCAGAGAGUGCGCUCCAAAGCUUUAUCCGCCGGAUAUAUGCUCCUUUCAUCUUAGAUCGCCGUGUGAAGGCAGUAAUCGUCAUCGUCUUCCUGGGUAUUCUCACUGCAGGCCUAGCUUUGAUCCCAGAAGUCGCUCUCGGUCUGGAUCAACGGAUUGCACUUCCAAGUGACUCCUACCUGAUCUCAUACUAUAAUGACCUUGACGCUUAUUUCCGCACUGGUCCUCCGGUUUACUUUGUCACUCGCAACGUCAACGUGACCGAACGAAAGCACCAGCAACAGCUCUGUGGUCGAUUCACGACCUGCGAAGAAUACUCCUUGCCAUUUGUUCUGGAGCAAGAAUCUAGGCGACCGAACGUGUCUUACCUUGCAGGAUCUGCUGCUAGCUGGGUUGAUGACUUUUUCUACUGGCUUAAUCCCCAACAGGAUUGCUGCAAAGAGGAUGGCAAGCUUUGCUUCGAAGGUCGCAACCCUCCAUGGAAUCUCACUCUCUAUGGAAUGCCAACUGGGCCCGAGUUUAUCCAUUACGCCGAGAAAUGGAUCGAUGCACCCACCGAUGCUACCUGCCCUCUCGGGGGCAAGGCGCCUUACAGUUCUGCAGUCCUCAUUGACAAGGAACACACCAUGAUCAACGCCAGCCAUUUCCGAACGAGCCACACCCCCUUGCGAAGUCAAGAUGACUUCAUCCAGUCAUACAUCGCGGCUCGUCGAAUUGCGGAUGAUAUCUCUCAAGAGCAAAAGAUCGACGUGUUCCCGUACUCGAAGUUCUAUAUCUUCUUCGACCAGUACGUUUCCAUCGUACAACUGACUGGUACACUCCUGGGAUCGGCAGUCGCCAUCAUCUUCGUCUUGACCUCUGCCAUUCUCGGGUCAAUCGCAACGGGUGCAGUUAUCACCACUACAGUGGUGAUGACCGUGGUCGACAUUAUCGGUACGAUGGCCAUUGCUGGUGUUUCAUUGAACGCCGUCUCACUCGUCAAUCUGGUCAUCUGCGUUGGAAUCAGCGUGGAAUUCUGCGCGCAUAUUGCUCGCGCGUUUAUGUUCCCCCCGCGGACCCUUCUCGAGAAGGCCCCCGCCAAGUUCCGCGGCAAGGACGCCCGGGCCUGGACGGCACUUGUCAAUGUGGGCGGGAGCGUGUUCAGCGGCAUUACAGUGACGAAGCUUCUUGGAGUCUGUGUGCUGGCUUUUACUCGAAGCAAGAUCUUCGAAAUCUACUAUUUCCGCGUGUGGCUGGCCUUGGUGGUGUUUGCCGCUACCCACGCGCUUAUCUUCCUGCCGGUAGCUCUGAGCUACUUUGGCGGUGGUGGAUAUCUCGACCCAGCUGCAGACGGUGGCCUCGAGGCCAACCUCGCUUCGCGAGGCUACCGCUCGUUGAUGGUGGAUGACGAUUACGACUCUGAUGAAUACUAA